GUAUGUACUGUUCUAAUGCACCUCCCCCCUCCGCUCCGUCCCCAUCCCUCCCUCCCUCUCUCUCUCUCGCUUUCUCUCGCUUUCUCUCCCUCCACCACCACCACCACCACCAUCAGCUCAACCCACUGCCUGUCUUCUCCCCCUCCGCUGCGGACCUACCGAAGCCACUGCAGUGAAUCCUCCAAUCUUCAAACCGAGAACAAGAUCCGAGCGACGCGCUUAUCGCGACUUCCUCGCUCAGAAAAAUACGUUAACCGUCAGCGACAGUUGAGUUCCGCGAGAUUCUGCACAAGGCGAAGAAACCCCUCCGACAGAAUGGGAAAUGAGGCGAGUUAUCCCUUGGAGAUGUGCUCACACUUUGAUGCUGAUGAGAUUAAAAGACUAGGAAAGCGUUUUAAGAAGCUCGACCUUGAUAACUCGGGCUCUCUCAGCGUGGAGGAGUUUAUGUCUCUACCCGAGCUGCAACAGAACCCGCUGGUGCAGCGAGUCAUCGAUAUAUUCGACACAGACGGCAACGGAGAAGUGGACUUUAAAGAGUUCAUUGAAGGUGUCUCUCAGUUCAGCGUGAAGGGCGACAAGGAGCAGAAGCUCCGCUUUGCGUUCAGGAUUUAUGACAUGGACAAGGAUGGCUACAUAUCCAACGGCGAGCUGUUCCAGGUGCUGAAGAUGAUGGUAGGGAAUAACCUGAAGGACACCCAGCUGCAGCAGAUCGUCGACAAAACCAUCAUCAACGCAGACAAGGACGGGGACGGGAGGAUAUCCUUCGAGGAGUUCUGCGCGGUGGUCGGUGGCUUAGACAUUCACAAAAAGAUGGUGGUGGACGUGUGAAGAGCCCUUCACUGAACACCCUCUUUUUCACUUCUCCAUUUCUGAGAAUCGGCUCCAGACGUUCCGCUAACGCACGCUCUCUCUCUCUCUCUCUCUCUCUCUUUCUCUCUCUCUCUCUCUCUCUCUCUCUCUCUCUCUAUGGAAGUAUUCCUGAAUGAUGCCUCUGUUCCCCGUCUGUACUCCCUGAGCCAUCCUAAGUGUUAUAGAGCAUGAGAUUCUUCUGUCCACGUUCUCGGGUAUUUAAGGACAGUCAGAGAAACGUCGUCUCUGUCGAUUACCGAGCGAUUCAGUGUGGUGGAGAAGGAAGAGAGGAGGGUGUGUGUGUGUGUAUGCAUGUGUGUACGUUCUUUAUUUUUAUUUUUGAAAGGGGGGGGGGGGGGGUUUCUAUUUAUUUUAGUCCUGUCUUUUUUAAAGAUGAUCUAGGUCUACAGGGAAUACAUGUAUGCGAGCGAUAUAUGAUUUCAGUGCAACACUCUUUCUUCAAGCAUGAAGUGCCAAUCGAAACAUCCAAUAGCUGUAUGUUGAAAUCGCUAUCUGAUGUUUUUCAUGUCAUGGGGAGAUUAAAAAAAAGUUUAACAAGCUUAUUGUUUUUUUUUUUUUUUUUGGUUUUUCAAUCUCGCGCAAAAAAAAUGCAAACCCGAUUCGAAUUUUCUACCGAGAAUGUGUGCGUGAAUGUGAAUGUGAACGUGUGCUGGGGAGUUCAUCUACCGUCUUGCUUUCUGAUAUACAGUAGACUAGGAUAAAAAGUAAAUAUAUUUGAAGUCGUGCACAUAUACAUGUAUGGUUUACUUUUUAAGACCGGUGUUUUAUCACAGGGGUCAGGGAGAUCACAUAUUACUGUAGGAUGGAACCGUGCCAUCAGUAAACUCAACUUUUUGUGUGUGUGUGUGUGUGUGUGUGUUAACACCCCAUUUUAACACCACGAACGAGUCAUUUUGAUUUACCUCUCGACGUUGCGAGGAUGCCGUGCAUAUUGUGGCGGACUGAAUCCACAAUAACACCGAAUUUGAAUAUAUGUUGUGGAAAUUUAAGGUUAAUUUUUUCCAACUUGACUGCAGGCAGCAUUGUAAAGAUCUUAGUAGCUCAUAUUUGUAUAUUAGGGAUUGAAGGACAGAAUGUGUGUUUUGUGGGCUUGGGGUUUUUAAGCUUUAAUCGCGUCGGUUCGCAGCAUGUAGGCAAAAACCAGACCAGACUGACCAUCAGUUUCUCUCUUUCACUUCAUCAUUUCAAAGGCGGAUCGAUGGGUUCAAGAAGGAGAGACCAAACUAAACGCUGUCAAUGCGGAUGAAUAAACUCGAAGCGUUCGUUUGCUUUAAAUGUGAAUCUCCCGCGCAAAGCGGCGCCAUCUUCCGCACGGAGACGGCGGGAGACUUGUGUGUCUUUCCUGAAGACUGUCGAGGUCUCGUGAUGUGCUUGCAUGAGACGGGAGGGUUUCUCUCUAUUUUUUUCUUUCUAUUGUGCAUGUAGUUUUUUUUUUUUGGGGGGGGGGGGUCUUGUUUACAUAUGAAUAGUAUGUUUGAGAUAUAAUCUGAAUGACAAUUAUAUAUAAAUAUAUGGACGUUGCCAAAGUUUUGGUAAAUGUUUAAACAUGGAAAUGAUUUUAAAGCGAGUUUCUUCACUACAUUAAUCCAUAAAUAUGAAUAUAAAAAUGCGUGAGUUAUACUAGAUGGGUGUCCGUCACUCCCAGCGAAGCUUCUUUUUGUUCUUUUAGUUUUUUUUUCGUUAUUGGUUUGGUUGAAUUGUUUUGUACAGAAUGUGUGUUUAUUAUUGCUUCUUGCUUUCGGUUCUGUUUUGUAUUUCUUCAGCUGGGGGUCAGACAGCCGUCUAUAUAACUUUCGGUGUGGUGGGAUUUUGGACAAAGGAAACAUCUGCUUUUAGGUUCAACGUUUUGUUACUUUCUUCAUUUCUCUGCAUGCUGCGUCAUAUGCUGUGGGAACCAUUGAAAUGUCAUUCAUGAAAAUGAGAAAUAAAAUAUUUGAGACUUGUA
This is a messenger RNA of Pimephales promelas (fathead minnow), 2815 nucleotides long. RefSeq names its product protein phosphatase 3 (formerly 2B), regulatory s1ubunit B, alpha isoform, b (gene ppp3r1b). Lineage: Eukaryota; Metazoa; Chordata; Actinopteri; Cypriniformes; Leuciscidae. Gene Ontology annotation, molecular function: calcium ion binding. The record is from RefSeq and is a predicted model, not a curated record.